This is a messenger RNA of Linderina pennispora, 1801 nucleotides long. RefSeq names its product Nucleotidyltransferase. Gene Ontology annotation, cellular component: nucleolus; TRAMP complex. The transcript is spliced from 3 exons. NCBI's taxonomy places the organism in Eukaryota, Fungi, Kickxellomycota, Kickxellomycetes, Kickxellales, Kickxellaceae. Gene Ontology annotation, biological process: RNA 3'-end processing. The coding region runs from base 49 to 1728 and encodes 559 amino acids. The record is from RefSeq and is a predicted model, not a curated record. Gene Ontology annotation, molecular function: mRNA binding; poly(A) RNA polymerase activity.
CAACUUGCAGUAUACAGCACAUUCAUUCGCCCAUUUUCUAUUCUUGUAAUGUCGCGACCUUCAAAGGAGACCGGUGAAGACUAUAUCGGACUGGCGGAAUCGUCGUCAGAGUCAGAGGUGUCGGACACAGAGCCAGCACCCGUUGUAGCGGGCACAAAGCGCAAGGCGCCGGAGGACGACCUAGAAGACAGUGAGGCAUUGCCGGCAGCAACCACCUAUGAAAAGUGCUACAACGGACAGCCACUUCCGCCAUGGCUGCACGGCAAGCAGCGACUGGGCAAGGGCAGCAAGCCGGCGAUCAGCGACAUGCUGAACGAGGAGGUGAAGGAUUUUGUCGAUUUUAUCUCGCCAACAGGCGAGGAACGGCAAAUGCGGCAGUGGGUGAUUGACCGGAUCCAGCGCGUGCUGGACGGGCUGAAGAUGGUGGGCGUGGAGGCGAAGGCGUUUUGCUUUGGCAGUUUCAGCACCAACCUGUUCCUGCCAACGUCGGACAUUGACAUGACGGUGAUGAUAUACGAUAAGGGCACGACGCGGGUAGCAAGCAGAUAUGCCACAAAAGACUCGGUGAGGAAGUUUCUGUACACGCUGGCGCACGAGCUCAAGCGCUCCACCUUCGCGUCCAAGUGCGAAGUCAUUGCCAAGGCGCGUGUGCCGAUUAUCAAGACGCAUGAGAAUGUCACCGGAUAUGCAGUUGACAUCUCGGUGAAUGCUGACAGCGGUCUGGGAUCGGCCAGGGUGCAAAAGUCGUUCUCUGAGCACGUUUACCCAAAGACCCUGCGCAGCAUUGUGCUGGUAAUCAAGCAGUGUACACCUGGCGGCCUGGGCUCGUAUGCGAUCACGCUGCUGGUGGUCAGCUUCUUGCAGAAUCACCCGCGUGUGCGCUCGGGCGGACUCGAUCUGUAUGAGAACAUGGGUGUGCUUCUGACCGAGUUCUUUGAGCUGUAUGGCAAGCGGUUCAACUAUGACAACGUGGGCAUCAGCGUUAGAGACAGCGGCAACUACUUUGACAAACGCAGUCGCAACAUGCUGAAUGUGGGCCAGCCGUACCUGCUGGCGAUCGAGGAUCCGUGCGACGAGACAAACGACGUGACCAAGGGCACGUACGGAAUCAGCCGGAUCAAGCAGACAUUUGCAGGCGCUUAUGACCUGCUCAACAACGCCAUCUACGCGUACCACCAGACACGCAAGUUCGGCGAGCCCAUCAACAGCACACUCAAGGCGACAGCCGUGCCCGAACAGCCGGGCUCGAAGCGGUCGAAAAACAAUAAGGGUGGCAAGUCAAACCGGAAGUCGGCCAAACUGUUCAACGACGAUCCGUGGGCGCCUGUUUCGUUCCUGUCCAGCAUCCUGAAGGUCAACCAGUCGGUGGUCACAGCCCGACAGCGCAUCAUUGCCACCUUCCACAAGGGCACGAUGCAGCGCAUUCUCGGCGUGUCGUACAACCCGGUUAUUGUGAAUCUGGCAGAGGGUGACUCGAAUGGAAUCGGGUCGGUGUCGGCACCGGCAUCAAAUCCGCCAUCCAACCCACCCAGCGCCCCGCCGACUGCGCCGGUAUCUGAACCUGAGAAUGAUGCCGAGGUUAUCAGUGACGACGGCGACGACGGCGACGACGGCUACGAUAGUGUGGAUAGCCAGGAAGCCGACGAUUUGAGGAUGCUGCAGCAAGCUUUUGGGAACACCACCAAGGACCCAAUUGUGAUCCCGAGCGACAGUGACUUUGAAGAAUAAUAGCCUGACGCUCCAAGUAAAUACAUUGCGCCAUUUGACAGUACGGUUGCGCUUCCCAGAGCUCGGGUGGCUA